Molecule: messenger RNA, 2847 nt
Organism: Knipowitschia caucasica
Lineage: Eukaryota; Metazoa; Chordata; Actinopteri; Gobiiformes; Gobiidae
Source: the annotation of a GenBank genome assembly
AUGAGGCUGGUCAAGUUGCUGUCGCGCGGGGAGGGGAUUCGGACCCUGCUGUGGACCUUCAUCAAAUCCUUUCAAGCACUGCCCUACGUAGCUCUACUUAUAGUGAUGCUAUUCUUCAUAUAUGCUGUGAUUGGGAUGCAGAUGUUUGGUAAAAUAGCGCUUCGGGACAACACUCAGAUCAACAGGAACAAUAAUUUCCAGACGUUUCCUCAGGCUGUGCUGCUGUUGUUCAGGUGUGCGACGGGCGAGGCCUGGCAGGAGAUCAUGCUGGCCUGCUCUCGACAGCGCCCGUGUGAAAAGGGCUCCACGCACGAGCACAACAGCACUCACCCAGAGGAUUGCGGCAGCCAGUUUGCCAUCAUCUACUUCGUCAGCUUCUACAUGCUCUGUGCCUUUCUUAUUAUAAACCUGUUUGUGGCUGUCAUCAUGGACAAUUUUGACUAUCUGACCCGGGACUGGUCCAUCCUUGGCCCUCAUCAUCUGGACGAGUUCAAGAGGAUUUGGGCUGAAUACGACCCAGAAGCCAAGGGCAGGAUCAAACAUCUGGAUGUAGUGACAUUGCUUCGGAGAAUCCAGCCUCCACUAGGCUUUGGGAAACUAUGUCCGCAUCGAGUGGCCUGCAAGCGCCUGGUGUCCAUGAACAUGCCCCUGAACAGUGAUGGGACAGUCAUGUUUAAUGCCACGCUGUUUGCCCUGGUCAGAACUGCACUCAGGAUAAAGACCGAAGGUAACCUUGAGCAGGCCAAUGAGGAGCUGAGGGCCAUAGUGAAGAAGAUCUGGAAGAGAACCAGCAUGAAGCUCCUCGAUCAAGUAGUGCCCCCUGCUGGAGAUGAUGAAGUUACAGUCGGGAAGUUCUACGCAACAUUCCUCAUUCAAGAAUAUUUCCGCAAGUUCAAGAAGAGGAAAGAACAGGGGCUGGUGGCUAAGGUGGCCCCCAAAACAGCCCUAUCUCUGCAGGCGGGCCUGCGGACACUCCACGACAUCGGGCCGGAGAUUCGGAGGGCCAUUUCAGGGGACUUGGCGGUGGAGGAGGAGUUGGACAAGGGGCUGAAGGAGCCCGUGUCUGCAGCUUCUGAAGAUGAUAUCUUCAGGCGCUCUGGAGGGCUGUUCGGGAACCAUGUGAACUACUACAACCAGAGCGACAGCCGCGCCUCCUUCCCCCAGACCUUUACCACCCAGAGACCCCUGCACAUCAGCCAGAAGGGUUCUCCGUGCGAUGAGAGCCCGUCCCACGAGAAACUCAUGGACUCCACCACCUUCACCCCCUCAUCCUACUCUUCCUCUGGUUCCAACGCAAACAUCAACAAUGCCAACAACACGUCCAUGGUCCCUGGGCAGGGCCAGGACAGCCGCUUCCCCAGUCCCACCAUCAGUACUGUUGACGGCCACACGGGACCGCCCCUCAGCCCCAUCCUGCUGCCCCGCUCUGCCUGGUGCUUCCCUCCAAAGAGCUCGGACUCUAGCGACAGCCGCCUACCCAUAAUCCUCAGAGGGGACGGGUCCAUGGAGGAUACGUACGACGAGAGCUUCGCAGACGAGAGGGAGUACCCAGAGGACACCCACUCGCUCUCCUCAGACAUGCUGGUGUAUCAGGAUGACACGUGUAAGCAGCUGACCCCCAUGGAGGAGGUGGAGGAGGCAGGGGAGCGCAGGACUGGAGGAGGCUGGCAGUCCCCCAGGAGAGUGUUCCUAUGUCCCACGUCUCUUGGGAGGAGAGCGUCCUUCCACCUGGAGUGUCUCAGGAGACACCCAAAGCCUGAUGUGUCACAAAAGACAGCCGUCCCUCUGCACCUCGUACAUCACCAGGCUUUGGCUGUGGCAGGGCUGAGUCCACUCCUCAGACGGAGUCAUUCUCCCACUCUCUUCAGUCGCCUGUGCUCCACGCCUCCAGCCAGUCCCACUGCCUAUGGUGGUGAAGCCUCAUACCAGCAGGUCCCCUCCUUGAGAUUAGAGGGCACUAGCUCCCAUGAAAAGCUCAACACUAGUUUGCCCUCUGUGAACUGCGGGCCCUGGUACAAUGAUAGUAAUGGGAACAGUCGGACACCCACCCCCAGCACCUCCGGAGUUCCAGGCAGAGCGCCCCGACCCGUGUCCCUCACAGUGCCCUCCCUGCUGGGCACAGACUCCUGCUCUCUGUCCCAUGGCAGUGCAGGCAGCCUGGUGGAGGCCGUAUUGAUCUCAGAAGGCCUGGGCCAGUUUGCACAGGACCCGUCCUUCAUUGAGGCGACCAAAGCCGAGCUGGCCGACGUGUGUGACAUGACCAUCGAGGAGAUGGAGCAUGCGGCUAACAACAUCUUGAACGGGAACACGGGUGCACACACCCAGGGCAGCUCCACGCCUCACUCCAGCCUGCGGCCUCACAGCCCAGCCGCACACAGGGACCAGAGAGACCAGCGGGACCAGUGGAGCAGUGAGACCGCUCCAGCCUCUGAGGAGGAAAGGCAGGAGCUGCUGGCCCCGAGCACCAGUGUAGAGGAGGAUGAAGAGGAGGACAGCUCUCUGCUGCGGCCCGAGGCUCAGAGGAACAGUGGGCUCAUAGAGGAUGAUGAGUGUGUGACCACUAUGGGGCCUGGAGCACAGCCCUGCCAGCCUGGGAGCCGCCUUCACCGCGUUCUGCUCCCAGACCACACGGGAACCACCACACCCAGGGUGUCGGACAGAGACAUAAGCCCCUGGUCUGGCUCUGGUUUCCUGAGCAGCUACUGCAGAGCCAAGGCCUGGCUUCUGCUCAUACCUCCACCUGCUCCUCUCUGCUCCAUCCUCUUCACCAAUGAGUCCACCUUUAGUUUUGCAUCAGAGACUGGGCGUGCGCCACAUGUUUUGAGGAAGAGGAUCAAAACUAUCUAA